This is a messenger RNA of Ilex paraguariensis (yerba mate), 294 nucleotides long. The record is from the annotation of a GenBank genome assembly. Lineage: Eukaryota; Viridiplantae; Streptophyta; Magnoliopsida; Aquifoliales; Aquifoliaceae.
AAGGGUUGUGUACUAGCCAAAGUUGAAGGAUAUGAUUUUCUUACAAUAGCAUCUCACUCGAUGGUGUUGAUAAACUCUCUGGUUAUAAAGGAAGCAAUAAGAGGAAUUGAAGUGAUCCAAGGAGCUAUCCUGAGCUAUGCUCAGACAAUCCCUGAAGUGCAAUUUCAAUAUGUUAGUCGAGCGGCAAAUGCAACUAUUGCCAAUCGUGCUAUACUCCCAGUCAACUGGGUAGUUAGUAUAGCACUAGAGUUGACGGAGAUUUGUAGGAAAGAAGUAAGGCAAGGAAUAGGCUAG